CACAGGUACCGCCCAAUGUGCCAGAGCCCAAUCCAGAAGACCUAGGUUAAACCAACUUCCUUCCAGCGUUCAAUACAGUGUCUCCUCUUAGUGGUAUUACCACACAGGUCUGCUUGUUCUGAUGUUUGUUGCAGUUUACAUGCAAAAACACGAUGAGGCCUGGGUAAUUCCAUUAACUGAUGUCACUAUUCUAGAGUUUUGUCGUGUGCUCAGAAAUUCAACUGCUAAUACCCCAAGUGGCAGUCAAAUCUAAGGAACUUACUCAUGCUAAACAAACUUCCAGAAGACAUAGGUCCCCCAUUUGUAUUUAUGGUUACGUUCUGUGCGUUUGGGUACGUCCAUCCACCUAGGCAGCAAAUCCUAAUCAGAACGUUGCUUACCGAGUAGAAAAUGGGAGCAGGAGGAGCUGGCUGUGCCAUCUUCGUGGCCAGUGGUUCCAAGCAGAGAUGCAUGUGGUAUCUCGAACGCUCCAGAAUUUACCCUGUGACCCUGUGGAAGGUGCUGGACAUACUGUCAAUGUUUGUUCUUCAGUCUCCCUUUUCUAAUCUUCCUUUUUGUUUUAAAGAGACGUGAUCUCUUUAAAAUGCAGUGGCAUGUGAUCAUAGCCCACUGCAGCCUCUAAAUUCUGGGCUUAAAUGAUCUUCCUGCCUCAGCCUCCCAAUUAGCUCAGACUACAGGCACCCACACCACUUUGUGCAGCUAACUUAACCUUUUGUAGAGAUGAGGUCUUGCUAUGUUUCCCAAGUUUGUUGCCAACUCCUGGCUUCGAGUGAUCCUCCUACCUUGGCCUCCAAAAGCAUGGGGAUUAGAAGCGUUAGCCACUGCACCUGGCCUCUGGGCUUCAUUUUUGAUCAACAUUCCUUAUGGUCAAUUCGCUCUUUCUUUGCCUAACUUGUCUCCUUCAAGGUCAGCAUCAAUACUUGGUCUGGUGGCCACUCUGUGUCCCCCAAAGUGCUUCUAAGUGUUCUGCUGUGGUUCCUGAUGUUUGUUUAUUUUUCUCAUUUAGCUGUCAUAGAAAAGUCUUACUUCCAAGUUCUUUGGGGGCCCCUUACACAAUACAAAGAUUUUUAAAUACAUAUAUGUAUGAAAUGGUCCAAAAACUUUAUCCUAACUAACAGGACAUGAUUUAAAUAUUCAACCUAAGUAAUGAGAUUUUAAAAGAAUGACCCAAAAGAAAGCAAGGCUUUGUUUCAGAGCCAAUGUGUACACUGAAGUGCCUGACGGAGGAUGGGGCUGGGCAGUAGCAGUUUCCUUUUUCUUCAUUGAAGUCUUUACCUAUGGCAUCAUCAAGUCGUUUGGCGUCUUCUUUAAUGACUUAAUGGACAGUUUUGAUGAAUCCAAUAGCAGGAUCUCGUGGAUAAUAUCAAUAUGUGUGUUUGUCUUGACAUUUACAGCUCCCCUCGCCACAGUCCUGAGCAAUCGAUUCGGACACCGUCUGGUGGUGAUGCUGGGUGGUGUGCUGGUCAGCACCGGGAUGGUGGGCGCCUCCUUUGCACAUGAGGUCUGCCACAUGUACAUCGCCAUUGGCGUCGUCUCUGGUCUGGGCUGCUGCUUUAGUUUUCUGCCUACGGUCACCAUUCUAUCACAGUACUUCAGCAAGAGACGCUCUGUCGUCACCGCGGUGGCUUCCACGGGAGAAUGUUUCGCUGUGUUUGCUUUCGCACCAGCAAUCAUGGCUCUGAAGGAGAGCAUCGGCUGGAGAUACAGCCUCCUCUUUGUGGGCCUGCUACAGCUGAACAUUGUCGUCUUUGGAGCACUGCUGAGACCCAUUAUUAUCAGAGGACCAGGGUCGCCAAAAAUUAUCCCCCACGAAAACCGGAAAGAAGUGCAAUACAUGCUUGAAAAUGAGAAGACACGAACCUCAAUAGACUCCAUUGACUCAGGAGUGGAACUAACUACCUCACCUAAAAAUGUGCCUAGUCACGCAAACGCGGACCUGGAGCUGAAGGCUGAUGUGCAGCAGAACCUGGUGAAGGCCAGCUCCAAGCCGGGCGACCAGAAAGUCCCUUUAUUAGACUUCUCCAUUUUGAAAGAGAAAAGUUUCAUUUGUUAUGCAUUAUUUGGUCUCUUUGCAACACUGGGAUUCUUUGCACCAUCCUUGUACAUCAUUCCAUUAGGCAUCAGUUUGGGCAUUGACCAGGAUCGUGCUGCUUUUUUAUUAUCCGCCAUGGCGAUUGCAGAAGUGUUUGGAAGAAUCGGAGCUGGCCUUGUCCUCAACCGGGAGCCCAUCCGUAAGAUUUACAUCGAGCUCAUCUGUGUCGCCUUACUGACUGUGUCUCUGUUUGCCUUCACGUUUGCUACUGAAUUCUGGGGUCUCAUGUCAUGUAGUGUGUUUUUUGGGUGUAUGGUUGGAACAAUAGGAGGAACCCACAUUCCACUGCUUGCUGAAGAUGAUGUCGUGGGAAUUGACAAGAUGUCUUCUGCGGCCGGGGUCUAUGUCUUCAUCCAGAGCAUAGCGGGACUGGCGGGACCACCCCUUGCAGGUCUGCUGGUGGACCAAAGUAAAAUCUACAGCAGGGCCUUCUACUCCUGCGCAGCUGGCAUGUUCGUGGCUGCUGUGUGCCUCGCCCUGGUGAGACCGUGUAAACAGGGACUAUGCCAGCGCCCUCAUUCAGGUGAAACAAAGGCAGCAAGCCAUCGUGGGAAGGCUUUGCAAGACAUACCCGAAGACUUUCUGGAAAUGGAUCUUGCGAAAAGUGAGCACAGAGUUCAUGUGCAGAUAGAGCCAGUAUGACGCGCUUUCCUGUAACAGCAGCCAUGGUGUUGGCCUGGGGGUGGGGGUGGCCUGAGGGCUGGGGGAGACAGGGAGCUGGAGAAGCCAACCACUCUACUUCGCUUUCAAAACUGCAUCUUAAAGGGAAUGUAUACGCGAACAGCACUACCAAUAUCUUCUUUUCCUUUAAAGUUUUCCUUUUUGCUUGUUUUUUUAAAGCCAAAACAAAAACAACCAAACGCUCUACCAUAUAUAAAUGUGGCUCUGCUCAGUAGCAAUAUGAAAGAUAAGUUCGAGGACUCUUUGGUUCACAUUCCAAUAUUACUACUGUGUCGUGAACUGGAAAAGUAGUUUUAAGAUCACUCACAUGGAAUAAAGUAUCUUAUAAAACGAUCUCCAAGUCAUUGAAGUGAAAUUGGCCAUUCAAAAAACAACAACAAAAAAAAUCUUCAAUCAUUUUAUUUUUUUCUUCAAUCAUUUUAAAAACUUCUUACUUUCAGAAUUAUAAAUUAAAAGAUCUUGUUUUUAAACCUUUGAAGAAAAAUACUGAGGUUUUCCUUAAGAAAUUAUGGCCUCUUGAAUUUUCCAAAUAUUUCACAGAAGUAUAGACCAAACAUUUGACUAAUAAAAAAAAUUUUUUAAAUAUAUGUAACUUGAACUUCAUCAAUGUGAAGAUGACCACUUCUUUUUAUGGCCAGUCAUUACCAGAAGUAUUUCAGUACAGAAGAUACAAGAUAGCAUUCAAAAAUAUGUUUCCUGUUGCUUUUAAUUAUUCAGAAAUAUGUGACUGUAGUGUCUUUAAUUUAAACCACUAUUUAUUAUUAAGUUAUUCUAGGAUGAUUAAAGUAAUCAAAAAAAAAAAAAAAAGAAAAGAAAAUCCAAGACAUGAGCAGCAUUUUUACCUCCUUUCUGCAGUUCUUCAAAUGCCUCAAAGAAUACUCUUUCUCUUGUAGAGUUACUCUCAUCAAAGAUAAAAGGCCAGGUUGUUACGAUUCUUCAAUUUGAUUAAAGGCAAUGUGUGCUAUUUAAAGGGGAGGGGGAACACUGGGUAGCAAAUCGCCUUAGCUUUGAAAAAUCAUCUGUUUUAUCACCUAAGAAUACUUGAGAAUCUUUGCUCAGAUUUGUUAUUUCCUUGAAUUAUCACUUCACAGCCCUUUGGCUGAGAUCAAGUGUGAAUUGUUGAAGCAUUUCUGAUUUUUGUAAAAAAAAAAAAACACACACACAUCUAACUUUGGAAGCAUUUCUGUUUCACAUGGGAGUAGCAGAGACAUUAUGUUACCAGUUACAAGUUCCAAUUUGCGUCUUAUGUAAAACAUGACUUGAUUGUUCUCAGUUGCCCUAGGUAUCACGUAAACUGGUCUUUUUUUUUUUUUUUUUUUUUUUUUUUGAGUUACACUACAUGCAUAGUAUUUCUCAUUUUAACAGUUUUCUGGAAAGAGGGGAAAUGUGAGGAUAACAGAUGGGCGAUUUACUCACCUGUUACUGAGUCUCACCCCACAGGUGACGGUCAAUGCUAGCUGCUCCAUCUUUACUCAUCUUUAAUGUUAAUUUAUGACAACUCAGGGGGAAAAAACAUAACAAGCCUAGUUUGGUUACAGGUACACACAAGCUUGAAUAUUUCUCUGCACUGAAAUGAAAGUGGUAUAGUUCAUCACCACCUGCUACAUUUUGUAUAGCAUUUUAUCAGCCAUAGAAAUAGGACAAUCGAUAAAACUUUGGGUAGGGUGGGGGAGAAAAUGACAAAGUGUCUGUCAAAACCAGACACACCUAAAAAAGGUGGAUGUAGCAAACCUCUGUCACUGCUUAAGAAGAACUUCAAGCUUGUGGCAGUUUUGCAGACUUACAUGACUUCAGCACUUUAUAACAUAUUUUUUACUAUGAAUGUUCAAUACAACUUAAUAUUUAUAACUGAUUUCCGAGGGACCUGCUCUAUGUCCAUUCUGUUAACUGCAUGGAAAAAAAAUGUAUGCCAAUUUCAGUAUGUCAAUGAUCAAGGUUUUAAAUAUUUGGAAGAAAAGAAAAACAAGAUUGCUGAUUUGUUCUGUAUUAAUGACAUUCUGGUACUUCUAGAUUUGCAAUAAAUUUAUGGCUUUUUUAUUUAAAGAGA
Messenger RNA from Nycticebus coucang (slow loris), 4820 nucleotides. RefSeq names its product solute carrier family 16 member 6 (gene SLC16A6). Gene Ontology annotation, molecular function: monocarboxylic acid transmembrane transporter activity. Gene Ontology annotation, biological process: monocarboxylic acid transport; transmembrane transport. The transcript is spliced from 6 exons. The record is from RefSeq and is a predicted model, not a curated record. Lineage: Eukaryota; Metazoa; Chordata; Mammalia; Primates; Lorisidae. The coding region runs from base 1163 to 2734 and encodes 523 amino acids.